Pollicipes pollicipes is the source of this 1696-nucleotide messenger RNA. It is a transcript of the gene Ahcy, whose product is annotated as adenosylhomocysteinase. Gene Ontology annotation, molecular function: adenosylhomocysteinase activity. The coding region runs from base 80 to 1387 and encodes 435 amino acids. Gene Ontology annotation, cellular component: cytosol. The record is from RefSeq and is a predicted model, not a curated record. Gene Ontology annotation, biological process: L-methionine cycle. The transcript is spliced from 8 exons. NCBI's taxonomy places the organism in Eukaryota, Metazoa, Arthropoda, Thecostraca, Pollicipedomorpha, Pollicipedidae.
GCAGCGGAGGUUGGCUCGCGUCGCAUCCGGUGCUCGGUGGUGUUUUCACGUGGUCGCUGACUGCACGCAGUUUUUGAAGAUGGCUGGUGACAAGCCCAACUACAAAGUCGCGGACAUCAAGCUGGCCGAAUGGGGCCGCAAGGAGAUGAUCAUGGCCGAGAAUGAGAUGCCGGGGCUGAUGGCGCUGCGCAAGAAGUACGGCCCGCUGAAGCCGCUGAAGGGCGCGCGCAUCGCCGGCUGCCUGCACAUGACCAUCCAGACGGCCGUGCUGAUCGAGACGCUUACCGAGCUCGGCGCCGAGGUCCAGUGGUCCAGCUGCAACAUCUUCAGCACGCAGGACCACGCGGCCGCCGCCAUUGCCGUCACCGGCGUGCCGGUGUACGCCUGGAAGGGCGAGACGGACGAGGAGUACGAGUGGUGUAUCGUGCAGACGCUCGUCUUCAGGAACGGCCAGCCGCUGAACAUGAUCCUGGACGACGGCGGCGACCUGACCAACCUGGUGCACGAGAAGUACCCGGAGCUGCUGAAGGACAUCAAGGGCGUCUCCGAGGAGACCACCACCGGCGUGCACAACCUCGUCAAGAUGAUGAAGGCCGGCAAGCUGAAGGUGCCGGCCAUUAACGUCAACGACUCUGUCACCAAGUCCAAGUUCGACAACCUGUACGGCUGUCGCGAGUCGCUGACGGACGGCAUCAAGCGUGCCACCGACGUCAUGCUGGCGGGCAAGACGUGCGUCGUGGCCGGCUACGGCGACGUCGGCAAGGGCUCGGCCGGCUCGCUCAAGGCGUUCGGCUCGCGCGUCAUCAUCACCGAGGUGGACCCCAUCAACGCCCUGCAGGCUGCCAUGGAGGGCUACCAGGUGACCACCAUGGAAGAGGCGGUGGCUGCCGGCGCCACCAUUUUCGUCACCACCACCGGCUGCAAGGACAUCAUCACCAGCGAGCACUUCAUGAAGAUGAAGAACGACUCGAUCGUCUGCAACAUCGGCCACUUCGACUGCGAGAUCCAGAAGGCCUGGCUGGACCAGAACGCGGUGGAGAAGAUCAACAUCAAGCCCCAGGUGGACCGCUACCGGCUCAGCAACGGCAACCACAUCAUCCUGCUGGCCGAGGGCCGGCUGGUGAACCUGGGCUGCGCCACCGGCCACCCGUCCUUCGUCAUGUCCAACUCGUUCACCAACCAGACGCUGGCCCAGAUCGAGCUGUGGACCAAGCCCGGCGCGUACUCGGUCGGCGUGCACUUCCUGCCCAAGAAGCUGGAUGAGGAGGUGGCCGCUCUCCACCUGGAGCACCUGGGAGUUAAGCUGACCAAGCUGAGAAAGGACCAGGCAGAUUACCUGGGCCUGCCCGCGGACGGGCCCUACAAGCCGGACCACUACCGCUACUAGUCGCGGUGUUGUCACCGAUCACCCACGAGGCGGCGCCACCGUCGCUCCGCCAGGUGGCGCUUCCUAAGUCUCAACAUUUGUGAUCGCUGUUUCUCGCCACUUUCUUUUGAUGGGCAUUGGGUGUUAGCGUCUGCUGUCACUGCCGCCAGAUGUGUUGGGGAAGCAGUGCUAUUUUUAACCGGCUGUGCGCCGCACGCGGGCAUCGACGGAGUCUCGGGCAUUUCCAGGACUAUCACUGGGUCCAUUGCUGCCAUUGGCACUGGUGUUGUGUGGCCUCGUUCUGCCUGCAAUAUACGUUAACAGGGACAC